AUUUUUAUUAAUAACGAAUGGCACAAUUCAGCAAGUGGAAAAGUUUUUCCAGUGCUUAACCCAGCUACUGCCGAAAAAAUUUGCGAUGUUCAAGAGGGUGAUAAGGCUGAUGCAGAGAAAGCCAUUCAAGCUGCAAAAAAAGCCUUCCAAAUUGGUUCCACUUGGAGAACAAUGGAUGCCUCUGAAAGGGGACGUCUGUUAUACAAAUUUGGGGACCUCAUGGAACAAAAUCAUGAAUACCUUGCUAACCUUCAGAGUUUAGAAAAUGGAAAGACAUUUAAGGAUUCCUGUGGAGAUGUAAUUUUUGCCAUCAGGACAAUCAGAUACUUUGCAGGUUGUGCCGACAAAAUACAUGGAAAAACAAUUCCUGGUGAUGGUGAUACCUUUACCUACACUCGAUUGGAGCCAGUGGGUGUUUGCGGAUUGAUUAUUCCUUGGAAUUUCCCCGUACUUUUGUUCUGCAACAAGUUUGGUCCAGCCAUAGCUGCUGGUAAUACAAUAGUUUUGAAGCCUGCCGAACAGACCCCCCUGACUUCCAUCUAUCUGGCAAGUUUGGUCCUGGAGGCUGGAUUUCCUCCCGGUGUCGUCAAUGUGGUACCAGGCUAUGGCCCAACUGCAGGUGGCGCCCUCACCGCAUCUCAUGAUGUAGACAAAGUCUCAUUUACUGGUUCAACAGAGGUUGGGAAGCUGAUUCAACAAGCUGCUGGUCAAAGCAACACUAAAAGAAUAACAUUAGAAAUGGGUGGAAAGAGUCCUCUAGUUAUCUGCAAUGAUGUUGAUGUGGAUGAAGCUGUUGUAAUUGCCCACAAUGCAUUGUUUAUGAAUCAUGGACAGUGCUGCUGUGCAGGAUCUCGUACAUUUGUUCAUGAAGACAUUUAUGAUGAGUUUGUGAAGAAGAGCACUGCACUGGCCAUGAAACGUGUUGUUGGGGAUCCUUUUGAUGAUAAAACUGUCCAAGGACCUCAGAUUGAUGAUGAACAAUUUGCCAAAAUUUUUGAUCUUAUUGAAUCUGGCAAGAAAGAAGGAGCCAAAUUGGAAUGUGGAGGUGGUCGUCAUGGAAGUAAAGGCUACUUUGUGCAGCCAACGGUAUUUUCCAAUGUCCAAGAUCACAUGAGAAUCGCAAAGGAAGAAAUAUUUGGUCCUGUCAUGCAAAUUUUCAAGUUCAAGACUUUAGAUGAAGCCAUCGAACGUUCCAACAAUACAGAAUACGGCCUAGCAGCUGGUAUCAUUACAAAGGACAUCAACAAAGCCAUCCUGUAUUCAAAUGCUGUUAGGGCUGGUACAAUCUGGGUCAACUGUUUCUUUUCCGGCUCUGCUCAAACUCCUUUCGGGGGAUACAAAAUGUCCGGUCAAGGUCGAGAGUUUGGUACUGAUGCAUUACAUGAAUACUGUGAGAUUAAAACUGUGACUAUCAAGAUUCCCCAGAAGAACUCUUAAACAUGAGGAUUAAAUGAACAUUCUGCAUACUUUUCAAUUAUUAAAUUUCUAUUUUUCUAGUGUUCAUUCAAUAAAAUUUUGUUAAAGUAC
Molecule: messenger RNA, 1527 nt
Organism: Uloborus diversus
Lineage: Eukaryota; Metazoa; Arthropoda; Arachnida; Araneae; Uloboridae
Product: aldehyde dehydrogenase 1A1-like
Molecular function (GO): aldehyde dehydrogenase (NAD+) activity
Source: RefSeq, a predicted model, not a curated record